Messenger RNA from Metarhizium acridum CQMa 102, 1530 nucleotides. NCBI's taxonomy places the organism in Eukaryota, Fungi, Ascomycota, Sordariomycetes, Hypocreales, Clavicipitaceae. The record is from RefSeq and is a predicted model, not a curated record.
AUGGCGGUCACUGACCAAGAUCACGACCAAGACAACUUCUCCAGCAUAUCAUGGACGGAACAUGACCCCGCCGUAAAUGCAGUCGCAGGACAGCACGGGCACCAUGCCGGCGAAGCCUCAGCAGCCAGACGUAGCGGCCGCGAGCUCGAUCCUCACGGGCUAGGCAGCGAGAAGCUCGAGUGUACAGUUGGUAGUCCGCUCAAGGAGAAUGACGGCAGCAAGGAUGCAUUCAUUUCAUAUCUGAUUACCACUCACGUACGUAUACGCGACUGUGCGAAACAGCCUCGGCCCUCCUCCUUCGGCGCCGAGGAGGCAAUACUGGCCCUUGACUGCAACGUCCCCUCCCCAUCGUCAGUGAGACACAAACAGCUAACAUGGACGUGUUCCACACACCAGUCCACCUUCCAGUCGUUCCAGAAAGAGACAACGACUGUCCGCCGACGCUUCACAGACUUUGUCUUCCUAUACAAGCAGCUCAUGCGAGACUAUCCCGCCACCGCCGUGCCCCCGCUGCCGGACAAGCAGCGCAUGGAAUACGUGCGCGGCGACCGCUUCGGCCCAGACUUCACCUUGCGACGAGCACACUCGUUCCAGCGCUUCCUCACCCGCCUGUCACUGCACCCGAUCCUCCGCCGGGCACCCAUCCUGCACAGCUUCCUCGAGAGCCCCGACUGGAACGCGACCAUGCGCAGCCGCAGCGCCCGCGCCAGCCUGUCCACCGACCCCAGCAACUCGAGCGGCGUCUUCGACAACUUCGCAGACACCUUCAUCAACGCCUUCACCAAGCUGCACAAGCCGGACAGGCGCUUCAUCGAAGUCAAAGACAAGAGCGACAAGCUCGACGAGGACCUGGGCAACAUUGAAAAGAUCGUCGCCCGCGUCGUCCGCCGCGAGGCCGACCUCGAAACGGACCUCAAGGACCUCGCCGAGCAGUUCCAGAAGCUCAUCGCCCUCGAGCCCGGCGUCGAGCCCGAGGUCCACGCCUUUGCCGCCUCCAUCCAAGACACCGCCGCGCACCUGCACACCCUGCGCGACGUCACCGACCAGGACUACCUCGGCUCCCUGCGCGACAUGCAGGCCUACUCCCUCUCGCUCAAGAACCUCCUCCGCGCGCGGGAGCAGAAGCAGCUCGACUACGAACAGCUCACCGAGUACCUCAACAAGUCCACCGCGGAGCGCGACUCCCUCCAGUCGGGCUACGCGUCCUCGGGCGCCGGCUCCUUCAUCCGCGCCAAGAUCGAAGACGUCCGCGGCGUCGACCACGAGCAGGCCCGUCGCGAGCGCCAGCGCAAGCUGGAGCUGCGCGUCGAGGAGCUCACCAACGAGGUGGAGCGGGCCCGUGCCACGAGCGACAUGUUUGACGACGAGGUCGUCCGGGAAGUCGCCGAUUUCGAGCGCAUCAAGAGGGCCGAGUUCAAGGCACAGCUGGGUGGGCUGGCGGAUGCACAUGUCGGGUUUUACGGGGAGGUGAUUGACAUUUGGGAGAGGUACAUUAAAGAAAUGGAUCAGGAGGGCGUGGCGGCCGCGUAG